Molecule: messenger RNA, 1098 nt
Organism: Phytophthora sojae
Lineage: Eukaryota; Oomycota; Peronosporomycetes; Peronosporales; Peronosporaceae
Exons: 4
Coding region: 1-1098 (365 amino acids)
Biological process (GO): protein phosphorylation
Cellular component (GO): nucleus; protein kinase CK2 complex; cytosol
Molecular function (GO): protein serine/threonine kinase activity; ATP binding
Source: RefSeq, a predicted model, not a curated record
AUGAGUCGCGCCCGGGUGUACUGCGACGUGAACGAAACGCGCCCGCGCGAGUACUGGGACUACGACACGCUGAACGUGGCUUGGGGGGGGGAAGACGCGCUGACGCUGCGUGAGGAUGCGCUACCAGGCGCUCUUCGGCACCAAGAUAACUAUGAAGUGAUCCGCAAGAUCGGUCGCGGCAAGUACAGCGAGGUGUUCGAGGGCUACAACGUGGCCAACAACUCUCGCUGCGUCAUCAAGAUCCUCAAGCCUGUCAAGAAGAAAAAAAUCAAACGUGAAAUCAAGAUUCUGCAGAACCUUUCUGGCGGCGUGAACAUUGUGCAGCUGCUCGAUGUCGUGCGGGACCCGCAGUCUAAGACGCCCAGUCUGGUGACCGAGUACGUGAACAACACGGACUUCAAGACCCUGUACCCGACGCUGAGCGACUUCGACAUCCGCUACUACUUGUUCGAGCUGCUCAAGGCUCUGGACUACUGCCACUCGAACGGUAUCAUGCACCGCGACGUCAAGCCGCACAACGUCAUGAUCGACCACGAGAAGCGCCAGCUGCGUCUGAUUGACUGGGGCCUUGCUGAGUUCUACCACCCUGGCCGCGAGUACAACGUGCGCGUCGCCAGUCGCUACUUCAAGGGACCGGAGCUUCUUGUGGACAUGCAGGAGUACGACUACUCGCUGGACAUGUGGAGUCUGGGCUGCAUGUUUGCAGCCAUGAUCUUCCGCAAGGAGCCGUUCUUCCACGGCCACGACAAUUGUGACCAGCUGGUCAAGAUCGCCAAGGUGAAGGGCACGGACGAGCUGUUUGACUACCUGACGACGUACGACCUUGAGCUGGACCCGCAGUACGACGGUAUCCUGGGCACGCACACGAAGAAGCCGUGGGAGAAGUUUAUCACACAGGAGAACAAGCACCUGGUUUCGCCCGAGGCCAUCGACUUCCUGGAUGGCCUGCUGCGUUACGACCACCAAGAGCGACUAACAGCAAAGGAGGCCAUGCAGCACGCGUACUUCCAGCCCGUGCGCGAUGCGGCCGAACAGAAGCUGCGUGGUGGAGCGCAUCACACCGACGAGAUCACCAGCGUAUCCGACUCGAGCGCGUAA